Messenger RNA from Mesoplodon densirostris (Blainville's beaked whale), 558 nucleotides. RefSeq names its product annexin-2 receptor-like. Gene Ontology annotation, molecular function: signaling receptor activity. The coding region runs from base 1 to 558 and encodes 185 amino acids. NCBI's taxonomy places the organism in Eukaryota, Metazoa, Chordata, Mammalia, Artiodactyla, Ziphiidae. The record is from RefSeq and is a predicted model, not a curated record. The transcript has a single exon.
AUGGAGCUGAACUUUCCCCGCUGCAUGCGCGAGGCCUGGGAUUCCGCAGAGGAGUCCCAGGAACCAGAGAUGCUGCAAAUCUUGAGCUUAGCGGACCCUGAGGAAUGGCAGCUCCCUUUCUAUCCUACACUGGGCCAGCUCUCUGGGGACGACGAGGACUUCAAUGGGGAACAACUUUCUACCGCCUGCGGGCGUCUGCACCCACACUGCCCGAAACACGGACCCCGAGCGCAGAGCACCUGCAGGCUGGGCGCUGGGCCGCCCGCCCCGGACACGACGCCCGCGACCCGCCAGGAGCCACAAUCGCCCUCAGGAGCUGGGGCCGCCGCCCACACGCAAAGCUUCCCUGGGCGGGUCUUGCGGCAUCGGGGACCCAACAUCUGGAACCCGAGACCUCUGACCGCGGGGACCCUUCCGGAGCAUCGCCCUCCUCCUGGCCUGGAGACACACCACCGGACGUCCCAAAGCUGCUGGCCGCGGACCUACACGCAGUGGCCGGGAAGACCCUGGGCUGCCUCUCCCGCCGCCUUUGGACCCAGGAGCCCUCAUCUCCGCUGA